This is a messenger RNA of Anopheles coluzzii, 1555 nucleotides long. RefSeq names its product electron transfer flavoprotein subunit alpha, mitochondrial (gene wal). Gene Ontology annotation, cellular component: mitochondrion. Gene Ontology annotation, molecular function: flavin adenine dinucleotide binding; electron transfer activity. The coding region runs from base 146 to 1144 and encodes 332 amino acids. The record is from RefSeq and is a predicted model, not a curated record. NCBI's taxonomy places the organism in Eukaryota, Metazoa, Arthropoda, Insecta, Diptera, Culicidae. The transcript is spliced from 2 exons.
AAACGUUACUUGGGCAUUGAACCGACGUCAAUUGACAACAAUCCCAUUUGCUAAAUUCGCCACUCGAUACUUCUUUGAUUCCUAUUUUCUUUCGCUCGCGUUCAUUAAGGCUUCUAUUGGUUUCCAAGUGAGAGUGCUCAACACAAUGUUUGCCCGGUGCUCCUCAUCCCUCGUACGACCUUCGGCGCAGGGUUUUCGGCGCUUCCAGAGCACGCUGGUGCUGGCAGAACACAACAAUGAGACGCUGAACCCGAUCACGGCCAACGCGGUCACGGCGGCAAAGAAACUGGGCGGUGAUGUGACCGUCCUCGUCGCUGGCACCAAGGUCGGCCCGGUUUCGGAAGCCGCCGCCAAGCUGGACGGCGUCAAGAAGGUGCUGGUGGCCGAGGGCGACGCGUACAAGGGUCUGCUGGCGGAGUCGCUCACCCCGCUCAUCCUGGCCACGCAGGAGCAGCUCAAGUUUACGCACAUCGUCGCCGGGGCAACGGCUUUCGGUAAGGCGGUGCUGCCCCGCAUCGCCGCCAAGCUGGACGUGUCGCCUGUGUCGGACAUUAUCGGCGUCCAGUCGGCCGAUACGUUCGUGCGCACUAUCUACGCCGGCAACGCGAUCCAGACGGUCAAGUCGAAGGAUCCGGUGAAGGUGAUCACGGUGCGCGGCACCAACUUUGAGCCGACCGGUGCUGCCGGCAGUGCGGCCGCCAUCGAGAAAGCGCCCGAGGGCGAUUUUGCGAGCAAAACGACCGAGUUCGUCAGUCAGGAGCUGACCAAGUCGGACCGACCGUCGCUCACGGCGGCGAAGAUCAUCGUGUCCGGCGGGCGGGGCAUGAAGUCGGGCGACAACUUCAAGAUGCUGUACGAUCUGGCAGACAAGUGGGGUGCCGCGGUCGGAGCGUCCCGUGCCGCCGUCGAUGCUGGCUACGUACCGAACGAUCUGCAGAUCGGCCAGACGGGCAAGAUUGUGGCGCCCGAGGUGUACGUGGCCAUCGGCAUCUCCGGUGCGAUCCAGCACCUGGCGGGCAUGAAGGACUCGAAGACGAUCGUGGCCAUCAACAAGGAUCCGGAAGCGCCAAUCUUCCAGGUGGCUGACUACGGGCUCGUUGCCGACCUGUUCAAGGUGGUGCCAGAGAUUAACGAAAAGUGCUAACGCACACACUAAACACACAAACACACGAAUGCCUUGUUGAGGGAGACAAGGCAACACUCUCGUUGCGUUUUCAAUCACCUCUCGAAGGGGGCUGUCGCUCUCGAAUUGCUGACCCCCUGUACUAAGCAACAGUGUCCUGUUGGGUGGAUUUUGUAAAGUGUGUUGUAUUAGUUAUAGGCGCAAAAAUUUAGCUACAGUAUAUCAACAUAUGAAGGCUUAGAGGCAGAACUAUCCGUUUUCAUUGGUCCACACGGCGCGUGCAGCAAGUAAUGGGGUUUCCGGGUUUUUACUUCUUCGGUGCAAUAAUUCCUUCCAGUUGGGCCUGCGGAGAAGAGAUUGUGUUGUAAGAAACAAACAAAAAAAGACAGGACAACCGAUCGUCAAUAAAUAUAUCCGUUUUCAUAAAACAAA